Messenger RNA from Artibeus jamaicensis (Jamaican fruit-eating bat), 6493 nucleotides. RefSeq names its product SLX4 structure-specific endonuclease subunit (gene SLX4). The record is from RefSeq and is a predicted model, not a curated record. Lineage: Eukaryota; Metazoa; Chordata; Mammalia; Chiroptera; Phyllostomidae. Gene Ontology annotation, cellular component: nucleus; Slx1-Slx4 complex. Gene Ontology annotation, biological process: interstrand cross-link repair; DNA replication; meiotic DNA double-strand break processing. Gene Ontology annotation, molecular function: DNA binding; enzyme binding.
GCAUGCGCAGGCUUGAGGCUCUCCGUUGAGACGGUGCCGCGGCGGCGCCGGAGAUGUGAAAUUAAAUGAACCAAGUGUGCUUUAUCACCAUGGAGAUCUUGGACAAUGACCUGAGAAUCAACUUCAUAUGUGUUCUAUCUUGGAGGCUUCUGUUGGGCAACCAAACCUCUCAGAUGUGAACUUUAACAGAGGGAAGCUCUAAACAUGCUGUUUAACACGGGAUCAAAUUGAAGGAAAAUUUAAAAACUAAUUAUGGAGGGGAAAACAGUACUUUUUUUCUCAGUUGUGCAGACUCUCCAGAUAUCUCAGUGAGAUUUAAAGAAGAACUCCAGUGAAGCUGUGAUUCUGAAUAAGGUCCAGCUAGGCUCAUUCUUGGGCCCCCAGAUUGACCCUCAGUGCUCUGAAAACCACUCUGAAAGCCUUAAAACUGGUCAGAUGAUGGAUGAGUCAGAUGAUGAUUUUAAGGAACUCUGUGCCAGCUUUUUCCAAAGGGUGAAAAAGAAUGGCUCCAAGGAAGUAUCAGGGGAAAGGAAGACAAAAAAGGCCUCGAACAGCACUCAGAUAACAAGCAGACCAAAAAAAGCCAAACCAACUGCUACCAAGAGCAAAACCCUUCAAGGCCCCAGGGAGAGGAAGACCCGAACUGGCAGCCAGGCUGCAAGGACGAGAAAACAAGGGGCACCCAAGCAGCAAGAGAAUGAACCAGCUCCCCCUGAGAAUGGGGAAGGAAGUAUGCCUGCUUCUUCUGUGCUCCGGGAGAGUGCGUGGAGCUCCCAGACAGAACGGACACGUGUGAACAUUUUCUCCUCAGGGGCUACUCCUAACAGCAACUCCCAGCCCCCUCCUCCCUGUCUGACUGCAAUGGUGCCAAGUCCCUCCAAACCGCGGGCGGCUGAGGUGGUCCUGCAACGCAUGCAGCAGUUCAAGAGAGCAGACCCCGAGCGUUUGAAACAUGCUUCAGAUGGGUGCUCCUUCCAGGCUGCACCUGAAGAAAAUGUCCCAGAGGGCCCUCCAGAGGCAGUGAUGGCGGGGCACGGGUCUGGGCCCUGGCUCCCUGCCACAGACAGCGACGGUGUGGUGGCCUUGGCCCUGCAGCAGGAGUUUCGGCAGGAACAGGCCUCCGCACAUGAUGACAGCCUGGAGGCGAAGGGGUUGUUCUUCUGCCAGAUCUGUCAAAAGAAUCUCUCGGCCAUGAACGUGACACGGAGGGAGCAGCAUGUGAACUGGUGCUUGGAUGAGGCUGAAAAGGCCCUGAGACCUACUGCACCUCAGAUCCCUGAAUGCCCAAUUUGUGGCAAGCCAUUUCUCACCCCAAAGAGCAGAAUCAGUCACGUGAAAAAGUGUGCAGUGAAGAUGGAGGUUGGCCCCCAGCUCCUGCUCCAGGCCGUGCGGCUGCAGACAGCUCAGCCCGAGGGGGCCUGCGGCACACUGGCACAGGCAUCGAGCUUCAGCAAUCAUGUUGGAGGUCUGAAAAGGAAGGGAGCCCCCAGGAAGAAGGAGCCACAGAAGAGGCGGAAGGUCAGUGAGCCUGAGGUGCUACCAGAGGACCUGCAGGUGGCCAUGGCUCUGUCCCGGUCGGAGAUGGAGCAGGCGGCCGUGCCUGCGGUGCUCACACUGGGAACUGCUGUUUCUGAGAGGAAAAGACUGACAACAGAGAAGAAGAGUCGCAAGAAGAAAGCACCCCUUUCUCCACCCCAGUUGUUAGUCCAGGACUCGGAGACCACAGGAAGACAGAUUGAGGAUCGUGUGGCCCAGCUCUUUGUGGGAGAGGAAGUAGAGUUGUCCAGUACGCCACCACUUCCUGCGAGCAGACUUUUAAAGGAAGAGCUAGAAAAGGCCAGCAGGUGUCUGCAACCACCUGAAGGGAAGCAGAAUUUUCUGUGGGAGGGCAGCGCCCUGACUGGGGCCUGGGCCCUGGAAUCCUUUUACACGGCAAGCCUGGUGCCUCCCGUGGCGCCCCAGCAGUCACAGUCAGCCAAGGGUCUCACGCAGGAGCCCGUGCUGCCACGAGUGUCACCUGACCAGCCACAGCCAGGUGUGCACAUGCCGCCUGCUCUCCACAGCACCUGUCCCAGAAACCUGCCACCCUCUGCCAGCCAAAGGGAAUACCAGGCCCUGCAGGACCUCAUGGACCUGGCACGAGAGGGAUUGAGCAGCAGCCAGUUGCCCAGCAGCGGGGCCCUGGCUGACUCUGGGGGAACCAACGGGAUGGAUCUGCCCGGUGGCCUUCCACUGACUGGGUUUGUCCUGCCAGCUGAGGAGCAGCACCUGGAAAUGGGCGGCCAGGCUUCGCUCUCCCUCGGUUUGCUGGUUGCCGACUUCAGUGCCAUGGUCAAUAACCCGCACCUGAGUGAUGUUCAGUUCCAGAUGGACAGCGGGGAGGUGCUGUAUGCACACAAGUUUGUGCUUUAUGCCCGAUGCCCACGUCUCAUUCAGUAUGUGAACAGUGAAGGAUUCUUCGCUGUAGAAGAUGGUGACCUAAGAACCCAGCGUGUCCUGCUGAGUGACGUGAGCACGGAGGCCACGCGUGCGUUCCUGCAGUACCUCUACACUGCAGACACUGGCCUGCCUCCCCCGCUGGCCCCCGAGCUGAGUUCCCUGGCCUGCAGGUUUGGCGUGAGUGAGCUUGCUCACCUGUGCAAACAAGCAUCUGUUGUGAUGGACUCAGAGGGCAGACAGUGGAAGGAGAAGGAAGAUGAGGCUUGCGAAAGCAGAGCAGAGAACUUCCAAGAACUCUUAAGGUCAAUAUGGGUAGGUGAAGAGGAGGAAGCAGAAGUCUUGUUGAAAUCCGAGGGCCUUGAAGAAGAUAAAGAAAAGGUUAAUGAAGCAGAAAUGGAAGAAAUUUAUGAAUUUGCAGCUACUCAGCGAAAGCUGUUCCAGGGGGAAAGAGCUCCAGAGAUCGAGGAAGAAACUAACCAGCUUGGGGAAGAUGGUCCAGGUUCUGGGCAAAUCCUGGCAAGCAUCCAGUUUAACGAAAAUGCAGAGCAGAUGGAAUCAUCUGGGCAGGGAGGAGAUGAGGCCCCCACCAGAAGGAAGAGUGUGGGCCAGUCCACGUUCCUGCCACUCAAGGGCCAGUGUUCAGACGGGGAGGAGGAAGCAGAGGCACUGAAGGGAGCCCUGGAGUGUACCAGCUCCUGUAGCUCUUCUCAGGGCCGCCCGGCAGAGAGAAAGGAAGGAUCCUUUUUGUACUCAGUUGAUGUCAGUGAUUAUAAACAGCCCUUUCUAUCAACUCCAGGAGGAUACCCUGAACCAUCUCAAGUAAGUGAUCACAAGAGAGGCAACGGCACUAUCAGAGAAAGGGUGGGGGAGAGCCCCCAUCCCCCCACUUGCCAGCAGGAACCUGCAUCAUAUCCAUGCUUUGUCCCAUCACAGCCUCCUCCAGGCAGGAGUGCCCGCCAACCGCACCCUCGACCUCAUCGCACAAGAGACUUGUCCCUACCAAUGCCGCAGUCACAGGGCAGAGCUUCCAGGGUAGCCUCCCAGGACUCACCAUCGAAGCAGAAGAGGGGCCAGAGCCUUCUCACACUACGAAACCAUUCAGGCUGUGAGAAAGGCAAAGAACAUGGUUCCCUGCUGGAGUGCAGAAAUAAAGGAGUCUUGAUCUCAUCAGAAAAGUCUCCAUCCAUUGACCUAACUCAGGCAAAACCUGGCCAUUGGAGCUCCAGAUCUCAGAAUUCUCCAUCCAGUGUGAACAAGGAAGAUGAGAUUAUCCUUUUAUUGGAUUCAGAUGAAGAGCCAGAACAAGAACAAACCAAAAUAAAGUCAGUUUUUAAUGGCUCCCUCGAAGAGGGGAAUGUUCUAGAAGUUAGCCCCAAGUUCUCUGAGCUGUUCUCCAUCAUUGACGUUGAUGCAGAUCAGGAACCUUCCCAAAGCCCACCAAGGAGAGACACCCCAGUACAGCAGGAGGAGGGGCGGCUGUCGAGGAACCAGGGCUAUGUGAGUGGCAAAGGGACCCCCCAGCUGUUCUGUAGCCCCAAGAGCAGCCCUGACAAGGACAGCACCACAGACACCUCAUGGCUGGUGCCUGCCACCCCACUUGCCGGCAGAAACCGCGACUACUCAUUUCAGACCCAAACCUUGGGCCUUAGGUCCAGGACAUCAGCAUAUGAAAAGGCUCAGCUCAAGCCCAGAGCCCCGUUAGAAAACAGAGAUGGACCCAGAGCCACUAGUGAGUUUUCAGUAAUUGUGCCCCACACUUCAUCAUCCUGCCCAGCCUCUGUCAAUCCUAGAAGCCCUUCUAGUCCCUCCCCCAGGAGCCACAAGCACUUUUCUUUGCUUGCUCCUUCUCCAACCUCGGGAGCCCGCACUGAUUUCAGUGGGCAGUUCCUGAAGCACUCGCUGCCUAGGCUGAGCCUGCUAAAUCAGGCCACAGCAAAUGAAGUGGUGGAGGUGGAAGACAGUGAAGAUGAGCAGGAGGUGGCUUCCUGUCGGGCGAGCAGCAGCCCUGUGCUGGACAGCGGCACCCCCAUUCCAACUGUUGACUGCUGUUGGCAUGCUGAGCCCCUCUCACCAAUCCCAAUUGACAGUUUGAACCUUGAGCGGACUGGCCCCCUGAGUACCAGUAGCCCAGGCAGUAGGGCUGGGGAAGUCCUGGACAGUGGUGGCUGCCACUCCCCUGCACUCCUGGGCACCACCCCCAUUCGAGGAAGCGGCCUUGGCAUUGGCCGAAGGAAGUCUCAAGAGAAAUCCCCUCAGGCCAGUUCCCCUGGGAGCAGCCGGCUGAGCUUCUUGAAUUCACGUCUGUGGGAUGAUUGGGAUGGAGAAGAACAGAAGUCUCCAGAGGUUCUUUCUCUGGCCCAGACAUCGAGAGCUGAUGGAGGUCAGAAAUCAGAAGGGUUAGAGAAGCCAAAAGGUGCUAAUCGGAGGAAGAACUUGCCCCCAAAAGUACCCAUAACGCCAAUGCCACGGUAUUCCAUCAUGGAGACCCCGGUACUAAAGAAGGAGCUGGAUAGGUUUGGGGUGCGCCCUCUGCCCAAACGCCAGAUGGUCCUGAAACUUAAGGAGAUAUUCCAGUACACUCACCAGACACUGGAGUCAGACUCCGAGGAUGAGAACCAGUUCUCACAGGUGCCUCUGGAGGCUUCUUGCAGCCAGACCCACGCCACCAAAACCACCAAGGGAUCAAAGGCAGCAGGCUGCACCAGACUGGAGGCCCCUUCUGACCCUGUUCCCCAAAGAUCCAAGGGACCAGCUAAGACCAAGGGCACCCGACAUCAGAAGCAGCAGCCUGGUGGAAGCGUCCCUCGCAUGUCACCAGCCAGAGUGGGGCCUCUAGGCCCUGAUGAUGGUGCCCCGCUCCCAGCCUCCCAGGAGUCCAUGGCCACCUCUGUGGACAGCAGCGACAGUUCCUUAAGCUCACAGAGUUCUUCCAGUGAGUUUGGAGUGGCCUUUGAGUCUAUAGAAGACGAGGAGGGUGAGAAGGGGGUCAGUGCUUCCCAGGCAGUGGACGUGGAGGAGGCAGUGAGGUGCUACAUCCGCUCCACACCGUCCCUCUACCGCAAGGUCCUGCUGUACCAGCCCUUUGAGCUGUCAGAGCUGCAGGCAGAGCUGAGGCAGCAGGGCAUCCGCAUGGCCACGGGGAAGCUGCUGGAUUUCCUGGACACCAACUGCAUCACCUUCACCACCGCUGCGGCCCGGAAGGAGAAGUUUGAGAGGAAGAAGCAGCAGCCCGUGGGCAAGAAGAAGAGGGGCAGACCAAGCGACCGGCCCAUUGCCCGCUCCCCUCCCAGGGCUAUUAGCAGAGCCCGUGUGAGGGUGUGUGGUCCCUUUGGUAAUCCAGGCCUCCACACACAUUUCUGGGCCUUGGGACCACAUCUGCUCCCCCUGUGAAACUGACGACGGCACUGACUCGCAUCAGCUUCCUUCCCACUCUGUUUCCUGGAGUGGGAAUCGGACAUGCCACCCACUGGAUUUAGAGCCCUUGGUUCCUCCCUCUAUUGGUGCCUCCUCUUUGUCUCCCUUUAACCCUGUUAGGCCUGUGUGUGUUUCAGAAGGGCAGUGGGCCUCUGCCCGCUGGCCAGGGCGAGGCCUGACUUCGCACAUCUUUCGCUUUCUACGUCCGUCAGUUGCAGUCCGUCCAUCCCUGAGACAGAUGUCCAGCCUGCCCUGUCCUUCCUUCUCAGCACUUGCGCCGUAACCCCAGUCCCCACCAGCAGACUAGGUGUCCACAGGCCUCCUGUUCUGCCGUGCACCAGGUGCUCUGCUGGCCCUGCUGUCCUGCCCAGACACCUGUCAUUGUCACCAGCAGUCUCCAAACUGGACAGUGCAGAAGGACCCAGCACAGCUCUGAAGUCCCCAGAACAAGCACGUUCUCUGUGACCUGGUUCGGUUGGUGUGUGUGAAAGCUGCCUCCAGCCUCAGGAGCAGUGUGGGACACGGGUAAGGCCUGGAAGAGAAGAAUAAUUCAGGUCUCUGCACCUUGUGAAUGUCUUGUCUCUUUUAAAUACAGUGUAGUUCAUUUUAUAUGAUGUGCAAUAAAAACAAAAAUGCUUUA